This is a messenger RNA of Stomoxys calcitrans (stable fly), 1064 nucleotides long. RefSeq lists its product as uncharacterized. NCBI's taxonomy places the organism in Eukaryota, Metazoa, Arthropoda, Insecta, Diptera, Muscidae. The transcript has 5 exons. The record is from RefSeq and is a predicted model, not a curated record. The coding region runs from base 24 to 920 and encodes 298 amino acids.
AUAAAUUAAAAAAAAAGGACAGCAUGUAUUGGUUGAAAAAGUUGAACGUUUAUUGUGGUGUGUGUCUAGUCCUUAUUGUGUUCGUGACAUGUGCGGAUACCAAAUCGUUGCCUUCGUUCAAACAUUUGUUUGCCAACAAAACCUCUCCUAGGAAUAUUCAACUGACCGGUGUACAACAAUUACAGAUUUUACGUCAUCUUAUAAAGGAUUGCGAAAAUUCUUCUUCAAAUACAACGAUUGCAAAAACAUCAUGGCAAUGUCUGAAAGUAACAAGUUUGUAUCUACUUGACGAUGUAAUCUCACGAGAUAUUGUACCAGUAUGGAAAGGAGUUCGAUUUGUACGCAUGCAGCAGCCGUACCGAAAUAACCAUUCGAGUUAUAUAAAUGAGUCCCAAGAAAGUGAUUUAUGGAAACGCAAGGAUCUGCAGUAUUUAACAUGGUUCGAUCGCUUGGCAUUAAGUUUUACUCGACUUUUAUGGACCCAUAAGUUGGAGAUAAAUUUGAAACAGUUAACAGAUGCCUAUAUAGCAAUGGGAGGUUACCGAGAUACCUUUUCAAACUCCAAUUCCUCUGAUCCUGUGGGUACUGCACGCCAUAGGCAUCAACGCUAUAACAUGAUGCUGACCAUGAUGUUUGGGGUCACAGCUUUUGGAGCUGUGCUAGUACCCAUGGGUUUUCAAUUUCUAUCCAUAGUCAGCGGCAAGGCUUUGCUAUUGGCCAAAAUGGCUCUCUUAUUGGCAUCCAUCAAUGGCCUGAAACGAGUUGCCAACAGUGGGCUCCACUAUGGACUCUAUCAUGUUCCCGGUGAGCAUUAUGGUGGCAUUUACGAUCGUGGAGAUCUACAUCAUCCCAGAAAUGUACAAGGCGUUCUAGGGGUAGCGGGACAAAGACCACAUGAGGUGGGAUUAAGUGUUAAGUAAAUUUCCCCAGUUUGACAUAGAGAGAUAUGGCAACCCAUUACUAGGGGGAAAUAUGGUAAAAGCUUUUUUAUGCUGGUUCUUGUAGCAGAUAAUUUCAAUAAACUAAACUUAGCCAAGUUCUAAACCUUUUAAGGGAAAUUUGUA